AUGGAGCUGCUGCUGGGGCUGCUGCUGGGGCUGCUGGGGCUGCUGGGGCUGUACUGGGCCCGCGCCCUGCACCCCAGCUCCCCCGGGCGCCUGGCCCGUGCCCUCCACCCUGGGCCCCGCUGGCCUCCAGGCCCUCGGCCCCUGCCGCUCGUGGGGAAUCUGCACCUGCUGGACCUAGGUCAACUGGACCGCUCGCUGAUGGAGCUGGCAGAGCGGCACGGGGCGGUGUUCACAGUACACCUGGGCCUCCAGAAAACGGUGGUGCUGACGGGCAUCGAGGCGGUGCAGACCGCACUGACCGGCACAGGGCAGGAGCUGGCUGACCGGCCACCCAUCCCAAUUUUCCAGCUCAUUCAGGGAGGAAGGGGCAUCUUCUUCUCAUCUGGACCUCGCUGGAGGAUGGCCCGUCACUUCACUGUCCGGACCCUGCACCACCUGGGCAUGGGCCGGGCACCUGCUGACCACAAGGUCCUGACAGAACUGGAGUGGCUUGUAGAGCAGCUGGACAGCUAUGGGGGCCGGCCCUUCCCACUGGCCCAGCUCGGCUGGGCGCCCUGCAAUAUCACCUUCACCCUCCUCUUCGGCCAGCGGUUUGACUACCAAGACCCAGUGUUUGCCUCCCUGCUGACUCUAAUCGAUGAGGUCAUGGUCCUGCUGGGCUCCCCUCGCCUGCAGAUGUUCAACAUCUUCCCGUGGCUCGGAGCCCUGCUCCAGCUGCACCGGCCCGUCCAGCGCAAGAUUGAGGAAGUGCGUGCCAUCCUGGAGACACUCCUGGAGAUGCGGCGGAAGCACAUGCGCCAAGGGGGCCCAGUGCAGGGAUACGUGGACGCUCUGAUUCAGCAGGGCCAGGAGGGAGAUCCCCCUGGGCCGUUUUCCGAGGCUGAUAUGGUGGCCUGUACCCUGGACAUGGUCAUGGCUGGCACAGAGACCACCUCAGCCACGUUGCAGUGGGCUGUGCUCCUGAUGGGCCAGCACCCAGACAUACAGGGCCGCAUGCAGGCGGAGCUGGACCAUGUGCUGGGUCCCCGGACGCCCCGGGCCACUGACCAGGCAGCACUGCCCUACACCAGUGCAGUCCUGCACGAAGUCCAGCGGUACAUCACCCUCCUGCCGCACGUGCCGCGCUGCACUGCUGCCCCCACCAGGCUCGGCACCUACCUGCUCCCCAAGGGCACACCUGUCAUCCCUCUGCUGGCCUCUGUGCUCCUGGACAAGACGCAGUGGGAGACCCCUGACCAGUUCAACCCUGGCCACUUCCUGGACGUGGAUGGGCAGUUUGUGAAGCGGGCAGCCUUCCUGCCUUUCUCUGCAGGAGCCCGAGUGUGCAUAGGAGCGCGUCUGGCACGGACGGAGCUAUUUCUCUUCUUCACUGGCCUCUUCCAGCGAUUCCGCCUGCAGCCCCCACCCGGUGUCCCCCUGGCCUCCCUGGACACUGCCCCUGCCCCAGCCUUCACCAUGCGGCCCCCUGCCCAGACCCUGUGUGCGGUGCGUCGCAGGCGCUGA
Elephantulus edwardii (Cape elephant shrew) is the source of this 1503-nucleotide messenger RNA. Its product is annotated as cytochrome P450 2W1-like. Gene Ontology annotation, cellular component: cytoplasm; intracellular membrane-bounded organelle. Gene Ontology annotation, molecular function: oxidoreductase activity, acting on paired donors, with incorporation or reduction of molecular oxygen, reduced flavin or flavoprotein as one donor, and incorporation of one atom of oxygen; iron ion binding; heme binding. The transcript has 9 exons. NCBI's taxonomy places the organism in Eukaryota, Metazoa, Chordata, Mammalia, Macroscelidea, Macroscelididae. The record is from RefSeq and is a predicted model, not a curated record. Gene Ontology annotation, biological process: xenobiotic metabolic process. Bases 1 to 1503 code for a protein of 500 amino acids.